AUGUCACAGCAGCGUUCAUCUUCUUCAUCGCCGCCGAAGCGUGAAAGAGAGGUUAUGGAGCCUCGACCGAGUGCGAGGCCCGGUGUCAGCUCACACAACCCGGCCCAUAGCAUCUUACUUCUCUCACCGACAAACCAGGUCCUCCUGCUGCACCGUGUGAAGACAUCAACAUCUUUCGCAUCGGCGCAUGUAUUCCCCGGCGGGAAUCUAGAUCAGUUUCACGAUGGAGAGAUUCCGCCAAGUGAUGCCCGUGAACGGCACGAGGACGGCCACGCGUAUCGGCUAGGUGCCAUCCGUGAGUGCUUUGAGGAGACGGGCAUCCUCCUCGCCACUCGCAAGGGCUCCGAUGACAAGUCUACGCUCGUCAACGUUCCCAUCGCAGAGAGAGAGAAGGCUCGCAAGCAAAUCCACAGCGGCAAGUUGCGCUUCAGCGAAUGGGUCGACAGCGUGGGCGGCGUCCCCGACAUUGGACGCCUCAUCCCCUUCACUAGAUGGGUGACACCCACAAACGUGCCCAAACGUUUCACAACGCAAAUGUACAUUUACAUGCUCCCGCACUCUGCCUCCACCGGCGCCGACGCCGCAGAGAACGAAAUCAUCGUGCCGACUCCGGAUGGCGGCGUAGAGCACACGGCCGCCAAGUUCGACGACGCGUGGACCUGGCUCUACCGCGCCGACAAGGGCGAGAUCAUCCUCUUCCCGCCGCAGUAUUACCUCCUGUACCUGGUCUCGCAGUUCUGCAAGGCCGCCGCCCCAUCCCCGGCGCCCGGCAAGGGCCACGGGGACGCGUACUUUGCGUCGCAGAGGCGGGGCCUGACGGACUUCCUUCACAGAGCGCCUACCGCUGUGACCGAGGCGGGUCGGAAGCAGCCUUCGUCGGAGAUUCCGUGGGCGCACAAGGUGAUGAGCCCGCAUAACUUGUUCAUUCGCGAGGGGGAUAAUCGUAUCGUGCUCGGGCUUGACAAGCCUGGUCCCGAGCUCAAGGGGACGGGCCGCGGAGGCGAUUGGGAGAGGGUUGUGUUGGUCAAGUUUACGAGGGACGGGCCGCGCAAGGUCGAGGUGAGGGGUCGCGAAGAAGUGUUGAGGGAGGAGAAGGAGGCGAAGAGGGCCAGGGAGGCCGAGGAGGAGGGCGAGGGGAGACAUAAGCUUUGA
Messenger RNA from Colletotrichum fioriniae, 1152 nucleotides. The record is from RefSeq and is a predicted model, not a curated record. NCBI's taxonomy places the organism in Eukaryota, Fungi, Ascomycota, Sordariomycetes, Glomerellales, Glomerellaceae.